GGGAACACGGGGGCCACCCCGUUCCCGGGACACCCCCACCCGGGGAGGCAGCCGCUGUCGUCUCGCCCGCGGGACUACGGAUCAAUGAGAACAUGGGGUACAGACUGGAAGAGGGCGCAGAGGCCAGCUUUUUCCCUAUUUCCACGGAGAUGGUGGCCAAAGCUGGGUCUGAAGGCUCGCCCUGGCUAGAACAGAGACCCAAGCUCCCCAUGUGACAAAGGGACGGAGACUGGAGGGCCCUCUCCAGGCUAGUCUAAAAGCAGGUCUGCCUCGUGGCCUACCUGGGCUUGUUUAUGCUCUGUGUCUCCUACCAAGUUGACGAACGGACAUGCAUCCAGUUCACUAUGAAGCUGCUGUAUUUCCUGCUGAGUGCCCUGGGGCUGACGGUGUGUGUGUUGGCCGCUGCCUUUGUGGCCCAUCACUAUGCCCAGCUGGUGCAGCUGACCUGCGGCCCUGGGCCCCUGGGGGACGCCUGCCACUGCACCAUGCCCUCUGCCGAGCCUCUGCGCCGGACCUUCGUGUACCGUGACGUGGCUGACUGCUCCAGCGUCACCGGCACCCUGGCUGCCUUCCUGCUCACACAGCUGGUGCUCAACCUGGUGUGCAGCCUGGUGUGCCUGCUGGCCUGCUUCCUCAUGUGGAAACACCGCUACCAGGUCUUCUACGUGGGCACCAGGACCUGCGCCCUCACAGCCCCUGGGGGCCAGAAGGUCUGACAUGUCCCGCUACCCACCCCCCAGGUGGGAGGAUAGUAGGGGCAGACAGCCAUGAAUGGGGGGGGAGAGGUGGGGACCUCUUGUCACAGCCACUCACACUCUUUGUUCUAAAUGAAUGUUUAAAAAAAAAAAAGAAAGGUGCGUUUCUUCAAGUUUCUAUAUACAAUUUUUAAAACCCUCCCAAGUGGCCAAAGUAAAGAUCACAUAUUGACUUGGGGGUGUAUGGAAAGAACCCGGAGAAGGGGAGGACAGGCCUGGGGCUGGUUGGACUCCUCAGCAUCCCAUUACUCCUGGGGUCUGCUCUGCUGCCUGGUGACUCACUUGCUAGACCCAUGGAGUCUUCCCCCACCUCUUUCUGGAGUCCUUCCUCUCCUCUGCCUUUGAUUUCCCCUCUUGAGAUGACCCCUUCCCCACCGGGCCAGAGCAGCUUGGAGAAGCAGGAAAACAGGGAAAGGGCUUUGCCAGAGGCAGCACAGUUACAGGCACCUGGGCUUCUGGGGUGCCACCCACUCUCACACAGACACACACAUACACACACACCUGUUCUUCUGGGGUGCCACACACACACACACACACACACACACACACACGUGGUCUCUUCUUUCAGCCCUGCAGAAUGCUCUGAUUCCCAACCACAGCACGCUCAUCCAAGUGUGGCAGUUGUAUUCUUAAUGAUGUCGAAGGCUUAGAAAUAAUCGCAUUUCUCUCCUAUUCUAUCAUCUCAAACAAAUCAUUAAAGCUAAUUUUGAGCUAAUUGUUAAUUAGAAUCAUGCUUCUCUGAAGUUGCCUUAAUGAGCCCCGUCUGUACCUAUGGCACAGAGCUCUGUUGGAAUCAGGAGGAACUGCCUCACGAGGGAAGGAGGCUUAGAGAGUCUUUCUCCUGAAAGCCACACUCCUCAAGGAAGGGGGGAAAGAGUAUUAAUAGUGCAGGUUAAAAAUAUCAGCUUCAAUGAAAACAAGAGCAUUUGUACUGGGGAGUGUUUAUACAAAUAGUACACUUGUGAUCUGCUGUAGUGUAGCUCUCUUGGCAGCUAAAUACUUUGGAGCAAGACUGGGAGCGUGCGUGGGCUCCAUUCAGGAACCUACCCAAUGCACAGUCCCGUGACUGGGUUUGUGUGUGGGGGGGGGGUUGGCUUAGAGAUGCCCUGAGGGCCUCAUGGAGGACGUGCCCACUGACUGGAGGCCGGCAUUGUCAUUCAGUGAGUGUGACUUAGAACAUCACAAGGAUCCUUCAGAGAGACUUGUCUCUUUGAUGAAAAUCAGAGCAUUCUUCACACCUGCAGAAGGAACCGGGGAUGCAAAUUCACACAGCUUAAAUGCCACUGAGGACUUGCGCUGCUUCCGUGCUCUCUGGAAGCAGAGCUCCAGGUUGACAGCAAAGCUCAUCGCCUGUCCAUCUGCUUUCCUAACUGUGAAAUUCCACCAUAAGGCAAAAAGCACUUUUGUGCUUGCCUUUGAGGGUGGAUGAGUGAUUCUACUGGUCGCAACUGUACAAUGUCAGCUUCUACACACCUUAGACACAUAACCUGAAAGGACGGCACUAAGGCUUUCAGUGAAGGAUGAUAAAUGCCUGUUUUUUGGUUCUCUGGGUAAAAUGACUCUUCAGCAAAUAUGAAAAGCUUGCUGUGUGCGCACCUGCUUUUAAAAUGUCCUCCUUUACAUUAGCUUGGGCAAAAAGGCACAUUGAACAGCUUGAUAGGUGAGAUGCUGGCCAAGGAAGCCCCAGCCAAUCCCAGGUGAUACUCAUAGGUCACCUGGCACGUUGGGAGCUGCCCUCAGAGUCCCUGGUGCUCCGGCAGCGGCAGACCCUGCAGAUCACUUCCAUUUCAGCAGCUCUUGACACAAGAAGGUAGGUGACUGAGACUGAGGGACCAGCACCGUCAUGCCCACGGCUGCACUCGGGCUGCAACACCUCUGACAGAGUUGGAUGGCAAACAUGACAAGCAUUUUCUUUAACACUAGGAAACUAAAAUUCUACACAUUACUGAGGUGCUUUCCAUGUGAGUCACAGGAUAUUCCAAAUGGGAGAGAAGUCUUAGACCAGGCGCUGUUUUUUUUGUUUUGUUUUGUUUUUUUUCCUGUGUCCUGCAGCCCAUUGCAAUGAGCUUGAUACUAGUGGGAGUGUUCAUAAGCAAAGCCCUAAGAAAGAUGCCCAGGCUAAAAACCCACUAAGUAUCCACACAUGCACAGGCACACAGAAGACUUAACAGCCUUGGAUGGGAUCUGAAGUAUUUUGAGGUGGCGUUGUACAAAUAUUGAAGUUACAAGAAUGGCAAUGGAGAAGGAGCAGACACACAGCUCUACACUCAAUGAGACCAUCUGCAUCUCCCUCCUCCUCCUCCAGAGAAAGGCAGGGAAUCAAGAUUUAUUUGGGAAAAGGAGGUGGGGCAGGGGACACGCAGCGAGACUUGGCAGAACUUAAAAUAGGAGGAACCCGGCGGACAGCCUUCGUCGGGGAGCCCACCCCGCUAGUCUGUGCCUCCAUGUGACUGCCAUCUGUGCCUCCUGGAUCCCUCCAAUGCUGUGUAGGCAGCUCCUUGGAACCGGGCCUAGAAACAUAACUGCACUGGGCCCUGGGAGCUCAUCAGGCGGCCCAGCCUGUCACUUCCCACUGGAGUAGAGAUGUCCAGAGGUGUGGCCUCCUCUGCACUCCUCAGUGGGCUGCUCCUGUGUGCUUCCUGCCUACACCAGCAUCCCUUCACACCCUGACUCCUGUCCUCUUGCAUGCUGACUAUCUGGAACCAGUCUGUAGGAUUGUAGUCAAAAGAUCCAUACUCCCAGAGGGAGAAAGAAUAGGGAAGCUAUCAGGGGAGGGGAGGGGAUACGGAGUUCUGGUGGUGGGAAUUGUGUGGAGUUAUACCCCUCUUAUCCUAUGGUUUUGUCAAUGUCUCCUUUUUAAAAAAUUAAAAAAAUUUAAAAAAGAUCCCCAGGAGGUGCCAGGCAGUGCAGUGAUCACUCGGUGACCAGCAGACUUGUUGGUUCCCAAAGAUGCCCGUUGCCUGCUGUCACGGAGCCCACCUUGUCCGUCCAUCACUGACAGCCAUCAGUUUCUGUGCUCCAUCCCUACUGCACCCACAGAGGCCUGCCCCAUUCUCACCAUGAGCUAGGGUGGAUGGUCAAUGGUUCCAUGUGUGAGGUGAAUACCCUGAUGCAUUUCUUCUGGUUUUCUUGUAUUUCACUGCAUCUAAUAAAUAAAAUAAAUGUAUCUGCUGACCUGCA
Molecule: messenger RNA, 3935 nt
Organism: Erinaceus europaeus (western European hedgehog)
Lineage: Eukaryota; Metazoa; Chordata; Mammalia; Eulipotyphla; Erinaceidae
Gene: SSPN
Product: sarcospan
Exons: 4
Coding region: 294-716 (140 amino acids)
Cellular component (GO): sarcolemma; dystrophin-associated glycoprotein complex
Source: RefSeq, a predicted model, not a curated record